Messenger RNA from Gambusia affinis (western mosquitofish), 491 nucleotides. It is a transcript of the gene pold4, whose product is annotated as DNA polymerase delta 4, accessory subunit. Gene Ontology annotation, biological process: DNA-templated DNA replication; DNA synthesis involved in DNA repair. The transcript has 5 exons. The coding region runs from base 164 to 490 and encodes 108 amino acids. NCBI's taxonomy places the organism in Eukaryota, Metazoa, Chordata, Actinopteri, Cyprinodontiformes, Poeciliidae. Gene Ontology annotation, cellular component: delta DNA polymerase complex. The record is from RefSeq and is a predicted model, not a curated record. Gene Ontology annotation, molecular function: DNA-directed DNA polymerase activity.
GGCAGCAGAGGCGUGGACCGGCGAGGCGAACCGUAGAAGAAGAAUACGAACGCGUCAUUGUUUUGGUUUGUUUCCUCUGCAGAAAAGUGGGGCCAUAAACACUAACAACCGAGAACAAACACUAACACAUCUUUUAAAUUGUAAACAUAACAAGAUCGUCACCAUGACAACAAAACGUGGACUGAUAACCGAUUCAUUUAAAGUGGUGAAGAAGUCAAAGAGAGGGGGAAAGCGAAAGAAGAGUCCCACUCCUCCUCCAGCACAGCAAGAAGAUGUCACUACAACUGUCAGAGAGGAGGAGAUGCAGCAGCUCAAACAGUUUGACUUGGACUGGAGAUUUGGGCCCUGCACGGGCAUCAGCAGGAUGCAGAGGUGGGAGAGAGCAAAGCUUCAUGGCCUGAACCCACCUGAGGAAAUCAAAGAUCUGGUGCUGCAAACACACGAUGAUCCCGAGUACUCCAUGAGCCUCUGGAGAGAAUAUCCUUUCUGAG